CACGUUUAUGCCGGAAGUGUCCACUCCUCCGGUCUCUGGUCAUGUUUCUGUUACGAAUUUUCAGCCACAAAGUCUGACCGUAAAGCGUGACUUUUAAAGGUAUGGAGGUUACAGACAGCAGUCCAUCCCCCUCAUCACUGGCCCCUGCAGACAGUGGAAUGACACAGCCCCCUGGUCCCUCUGGUCCCGUGUUGGACUUGGACCGGUGCCCCGCGCUCAGAGAUGGCGCGGCCCGGUCUCCAAGGCGACGUCGCGAGGGGAAGAGGCCGCAGCGACAGGGGGGCGGUCACCAGCAGCUGCUCCGGGAGGGCCGCAGGUUACCGGGACAACACGAGCACUUGAAGGCCUGUGGAUCUGGGAGCGACGCAGCGGAAAGUUCUCCUAAGAGGAGAGCACACUUCCUUCAUGGACCAUAUCCAGCCACUCACUUCGGACCCAAAGCGUGUAUACUUCCCAAUCCAACUUCAAUCAUGCACAUCCAGGACCCGGCCAGUCAGAGGCUCACAUGGAAUAAGCCUCCGGUGAAUGUCCUAGUGAUCCGAAAAAUCCGAGAUGAUAGUCUUGUCGAGCCAUUCAAGGAGCUCUGCAGGUUUCUCGUGGAGGAGAAGCAGAUGAUGGUGUACGUGGAGCGCAGAGUGGCGGAUGAUGCUACACUUGCAAAUGAUGAGACUUUUGGGUCGAUACGAAAUCAGCUGUGCACUUUCAGAGAGGGUUAUGAUGACAUCUCUGACUGCAUUGACCUGAUCAUUUGUCUGGGAGGAGAUGGGACGCUGCUCUACGCCUCCUCCCUAUUCCAGGGCAGUGUUCCUCCUGUUAUGGCGUUCCAUCUGGGCUCCUUGGGUUUCCUCACACCUUUCAAGUUUGAAUCCUACAAAACAGAAGUUGCCAAAGUCUUCGAAGGAAAUGCUGCCAUCACUCUGCGCAGUCGUUUGAAGGUGAAAGUAGUGAAGGACAUGCUGCAGAGGACAGGACGAGACCAAUCCUCACAGUCCCACAACGGGCUUCUGUCCCAAAGACACACCAGCUCUGAGGCAGGAAAGGUGUCUCUGCAGCUACAGGUGUUGAAUGAGGUGGUAGUGGACCGGGGCCCCUCCUCGUACCUCUCCAAUGUGGACCUGUACUUAGAUGGACGGCUCAUCACCUCUGUGCAGGGAGAUGGCCUGAUCGUGUCCACGCCCACAGGGAGCACAGCGUACGCUGCAGCAGCUGGAGCCUCCAUGAUCCACCCAAAUGUCCCGGCCAUCAUGGUCACGCCCAUCUGCCCACACUCCCUCUCCUUCAGGCCCAUUGUGGUGCCCGCUGGGGUCGAACUCAUGAUCACCUUGUCUCCUGAUGCCAGAAACACAGCCUGGGUUUCAUUUGAUGGACGGAAGAGGCAAGAGAUCCAGCACGGAGACUGUAUAAAGAUCACGACCUCCUGUUACCCAGUGCCCUCUAUCUGCUGCUAUGACCUGGUGUAUGACUGGUUUGAGAGUCUGGCCCAGUGUCUGCACUGGAACGUGAGGAAGAGACAGGCAAGACUCACUGACAUCUCAGACUCCUCUGACACCGAAAACUGAAAAAGUCCACUCAUUUUUAAACCUGUGGGACAGUAAUCUGGUAAUGCUACAAUAAAGAUACAUUAAACUGGCCUGAUACAUAUUCACUCAACUGGCUUAUGGAGGGCACAGUGUCCCUAAAAGCAUGUUGCACCUUCAAAAUCUGACUUCAACACUGAACACUGAAAAAGUUGUAUUUAAAUAUAUGGGACCGUACAGUGGUACUGCUACAGUACAAAUAAAUAAAUAGCCUCCACAAUAGAGGCAUAAAGCUAGACUACAUAACUUUUCUGGAGGGAGUCUAUGCUAACUCCUGGUCUCCAUGGAGAUGUUAUGGCUUUACCUCCACAGUGUGACAUUAAAUACACCAACUAGUUAACAUCACCAUGGAGACAACCAGGUGACUGACCACAAUUGGAAAAGUUACAGAUUGCAUCUUUGAAUCAGUUUGCUUAUGGAAGUCCCUAAAAGCAUGUUGCACCUUAAAUUAAACUUAAUAGAUUUCUCUGUUACUGAGAACUAUAAAGUACUUUUCAAAUAUUCUUCCUCAGCAAUAAUGGUGAAUCCAUUUCUAGACAAUUGAAAGCAACACUGUGCAGCUGUUGGUAUCGGAAAGUUCCAAGUUUAACAUUUGAUUUGUUUUUUCGUGGUUUUAUUUAUAUUGUGUUAUUUAGGUUUGAGUUGUCUGUGUCCAGGUAAACAAUUCACGUUUUGCACUAUAAAACACUAAAGGACAUUACUAGUGCAUAUAACGUUAAAUUAACAUCAGUAAAAUCUGAAAGUCCUCACAUUUCACUAUUAUUAAUCUGCAACUUGCUGCAACUUUGUAAAUCUACUCUUGAAAUGUCUUAAGAUUUUAAAUGAGUAGAUGUUUUUAUUCUGAACCUAAAAAUGUGACUAUGUACAUGUGCAUACUAUGGCAAUGGUGUGUUAUUGUAUUUAUUAAUGUAUUUUCAAAUUAUGUAACCGUUUUAUGUGUUCUUGCUUUAACCAAAGAUUGUCUUUUUAGUUGUAGUGAAAAGGUGAUCAUCAGCACUUUCAGUAAAAUGUGAAAUAGUUUUGUUUUUUUUUAAAUAAUCUUGUCCCGUGGUUCUUAAACUGUUGUGCAAGUAGUACUAGUUGAAUUCAAUAGUUUCUUAAAAAAUUGUUUGUUUUAGGUCAUACACACACACGAUUUAGUCCUUGGUUUUGGUCUCUACUUCUGAUUCAAUCCAGGUUGGGUCAAGAUGACAAUUAAAAGAUUUAAUUUGCAGAAACCCAAUUUUAAAAAAAGCUCAUCUUUCAAAUAUAUUCUUUAGCAGUAUCAAAUAUGAAAGUUACUUUAUAAAUCCAUGCAACUUCAUUGGGUUUAUCCAUACAGUAUUAAGUAUUAUUUUAUAGGGAUUUGUUUUUGCAAGUUAAAUUCAUUCCAAAAGCCAAACAUUGUCUGCAGUGCUACCUUUGACAGUUUAGGAAUCACUAAUUUGUAUUUUAAUAACUAGACAUUAUCUCAUUGAAUAAAGACCAUUUCCACAGACAAAAAAAAAAACAACCACUCACCUGUGCUUUGUAUAUUUUUAUUGCAAUGAUAAGAUACAUAUAUAUUUCCAGACAUCCAAUUUUUUUUUUAUUAAAUUAUACUCUAAUAAUAAUAAUAUUGCAUGAGACAGUCUUAAGAAGAAUAGACCCAAUUGUGAAACAACUAGGUGAUCAGAAAGACACGGAGAUAAAACAUUUGUACAUUUUGACUUUUCUCCCAGAAUUGUGCAGUGAAAGCAGCAGCAUAAAGAGUAAUACUACAACAUAAGACAGACCCAUACUGUGCAACAAACAACCAACGUGAGUCUUAUUCUGAAAUGUUUACACCAGUUUCUAGGGUGACGACUGGCUAUUUUUAAUAUAUAGGGCAGCUAGCGUGUACACUGCCACUUAGAUUAAAAAUUACAAUUAAAAAUGUAAGAAAAAUAACUGGUUAAGUUGGGUGAGGUGAUAUUAAAGGUAGAUAAGAGGACGAAUUUUUUAUUUUUUUAAAUUUUGAAUAAACAGAUCCUGAUUCUUCUAUAAUGUAAACACAAAUCAGGCGUAAUAGUAUGACCACCUUUGUAAUAUUAAAUGGUUAUAAUGUAA
This is a messenger RNA of Boleophthalmus pectinirostris (great blue-spotted mudskipper), 3644 nucleotides long. It is a transcript of the gene nadkb, whose product is annotated as NAD kinase b. NCBI's taxonomy places the organism in Eukaryota, Metazoa, Chordata, Actinopteri, Gobiiformes, Gobiidae. Gene Ontology annotation, biological process: NAD+ metabolic process; NADP+ biosynthetic process. The transcript is spliced from 12 exons. Gene Ontology annotation, molecular function: NAD+ kinase activity. The record is from RefSeq and is a predicted model, not a curated record. The coding region runs from base 102 to 1559 and encodes 485 amino acids.